UGCAUUUUUAAUGAACCGACGUGACAACACAGACUGAGCAUUGUGCUGUUCUCUAUAGGCUGCGGGUUUGUUUCCCCAUCGCCAUUUUCUGCCGCCCGACGGCUCGGUGUAAUAAUGGACACCGACUACUCGUCCGGCUCGGAGAACCCUGUGUACACCGAGCUGAAAUACUUCUGCAGGAAGAUACAGGAGGCCUACAAUGAGCUGAAGGAGGACCUGACACCCUACCGCGAUAAUCGCUUUUACAGACUGGCACCCAUGCGGCUCUACACCUUGUCCAAGAGACAUUUUGUCUUGGUCUUCGUGUUCUUCCUGAUCUGCUUUGGCCUCACGAUCUUCAUCGGGAUUGCGGGUCCAAAGAUUAUUGCUGAGCAAGAGCACAGUGGAGAACAGUUACUUCUCAAAAACCUCUCAGUCAAGACUGGGCCCUUCAAUCUCGUGUCUCCUCCCCUCACCACCUACAACCAGCAGCUGUGGCUCACCUGCGUGAUGCAGGUGGAAAACAGCAACAUGGGAGACUUCCAGCAGCCUUUUGAGAUCAAUGUUGAGCUGAAAGGAGUGACGCAGGACGCCAGUGUGAUGCACAUCAACAAUGUGCACCAGAAAUCCCGGACGCUACACUGCGGGGCCAAAUGUGAUGAGAUCAUUGUGCUCCAUCUUGGCUAUCUGAACUACACCCAGUACCAGGUCAUGGUCCGCUUCAACGGCCUUGAAAACAUCACAUAUGAAAUCAAGGUCAAGUUUGUGUGGAAAAUGUACAACCCCAGCUUCUCUCAAGUGGAGAUCUGGUUCCGAUUUGUCUUUGUGGUGCUGACCUUUAUGGUGACGUGUCUGUUUGCACACUCUCUGAGGAAGUUCUCUAUGAGGGAUUGGGGCAUAGAACAGAAGUGGAUGUCCAUCCUGCUCCCUAUGCUGUUACUCUACAAUGAUCCAUUUUUCCCGCUGUCAUUCCUGGUGAACAGCUGGUUUCCAGGGACGUUAGACACUUUCUUCCAGGCUCUGUUCCUGUGUGCGCUGCUGCUCUUCUGGCUCUGUGUUUACCAUGGCAUCAGGGUUCAGGGGCAGAGGAAAUGUCUGACGUUCUACUUGCCGAAGCUGAUAAUUGUGGGUUUUCUGUGGCUGUCGGCGGUUACACUGGGCAUUUGGCAAACGGUUAAUGAACUCCAAGACCCUACCUAUCAGUAUAAAGUGGACAUAGUGAACUUUCAGGGCAUGAAGGUCUUCUUCCUGAUCGUAGUUGCCCUCUACAUCCUCUACCUGAUUUUCCUGGUCGUCAGAGCUUGUUCUGAACUCAAGAACAUGCCUUACUCUGAUCUCCGGCUCAGGUUUUUGACAGCUCUGACGUUUGUGGUCCUUGUUAUAAGCAUGGUCAUCCUCUACCUGAGGUUUGGUGCCAAGGCUCUCCAAGACAACUUUGUUGCUGAACUGUCGACGCAUUACCAAAACUCAGCUGAAUUUUUAUCAUUCUAUGGUCUACUCAAUUUUUACUUGUAUACAUUGGCAUUUGUGUAUUCCCCCUCCAAAAAUUCACUUUAUGACUCCCAGUUGAAGGAUAAUCCUGCUUUCUCCAUGCUAAAUGACUCAGAUGAUGAAGUAAUAUAUGGGAGUGAUUAUGAAGACAAGCCUUUACGAAACGGACGUGCUAUCAAAGCAACCGCCAAGUACCAGGAUGAGAGUGACAGUAACUGACGAGGCCUCUGAUUGGCUGGUUGUUCCUUUGUCGUGUCCCUGUUGGAAACUAUCAUGUCUAUGUGUAAAUAAGGAGUAAUUGCAUUGGUAUUAUAAAAUGAUAAACUGUAUGUGUACAUAAUUAUAUUUUUUAAAGUUCAACGUCUACUGAAUGUAGUGUAUUUUACUGAAAGUUGGGGCAAUCCUUUUUCUUUGUUUAUGCCAUUUCCAUCUCCUUGUAAACAAAGGAAACAAACAGAUGUACAAUGAUACAAUUUUUACACAUUUCCUGAUAACAUUUCUUCACAACCUGAGUCGGAAUUGAUUGGGUAAAGUGUGAAUAUUAAUUUGAGAUUUUGUGUGCGUGUGAGAAAUGUUAUUUGUAACACUGCGUUGAACCACUCACUCUAUUGAGUUCUUUCUGCCAUUACAUUAUGUUCUCUGACUGAGAAUAAUGAGAAUGCAUAUUCGAUAUAUGCAUGCCAAAGCUGAGUUGCAUUAUAUCGGUGAUAGAAAGUAGAGGAAGCUUAUGCUGCCGCAGCCGUAAAUGCACAUUUUGGGUUCCUCAGCACUGGUAUGGCCAAUAAAUGUGAUUUAAAGUGCCAUGGCACAUGUUGGCUGUUGAUAAAUUUUCUUUUUCCUCAUGUUUUUUUUAAUACAGAGAGCCUUGGAUGGAAUAGGUCUCACCUCUCUAGACACUUUCUUUCAAAUCAGCUUUGUAAAUGCACUAGUUUAAGAAUUUAACUUAUUUUGCGAGAAAAUUACGACUUGAUACUGAACUUUCUGACUGUCCGGUAGCUUUGCUUGUGGUGCAUUGCUUGGAUUUAACACAGCUGAAUGUAGAGGACUACUGAAUUAUGUUAAAUAUUUCAUAUUCCCACACAUACAGUAGGCCAAUUUUAUUUGCCUUAUGUUGAACAUUUUAAGCAAUUGGUCUUUCUUCUCUAACUGCCCCCAUAUUGCUUGCAAUUUUCUGCAUUUUCUAAAACUGGAGGUAUGGACAAAAACAGCCCAAACUAUUUUUUUUCCAUGUAUUCAAAUCAAGAUGGUGCCAUGUCUUUACGUUUCUUACAUGGACUGCUGUCUCCAAUUGAUAAAUGGUUUGGCAUAAAUGUUUCCUAGUAUGUUGGAUAUUCCUACAAUUAUUGUUGCUUAGUAAGAUAAAAGCUGUACAUGUAUCACUGUCACAUCACAUGUAAAUAAAGCAACAUGGAUACAGCA
Molecule: messenger RNA, 2889 nt
Organism: Pseudoliparis swirei
Lineage: Eukaryota; Metazoa; Chordata; Actinopteri; Perciformes; Liparidae
Gene: tmem181
Product: transmembrane protein 181
Exons: 17
Coding region: 115-1689 (524 amino acids)
Molecular function (GO): toxic substance binding
Source: RefSeq, a predicted model, not a curated record